CCCCAGGCGCGCGACCUGGACGGCACCUGGGACCCAGAGGCUGGAGAGCGCUGCGGCGCCCGCGACCCCCACGCAGAGCCCCUGCCCCCGCUGCCCCGCGGGCCAUGGACGUGUACCGCACCCCCGCCGCCGCGCUGGACGGCCUGGUGGCCAGCAGCCUGCAGCCCCCCGCCGAGUUCGUGGGGACCGUGCGGCGCGCCCUGGGCGACCUGGGAGCGGCCCUGAGAGAGCUCAGGGGACGACCCGGACCCGGAGCCGCUGCCCCUGCGUGGCGGGUGCUGAAAAUCGCCAAGGGAGGCUCCUCUGGCCGGGGCACAGCUCUGAGGGGUGGCUGUGAUUCCGAACUUGUAGUCUUCCUCGACUGCUUCAAGAGCUAUGAGGACCAGCGGGCUCUGCAGACAGAGAUCCUCAAGGAGAUGAGGGCGCUGCUGGGAUCCUGGUGGCAGAAGCCGGUCCCUGGUCUGAGCCUUGAGUUUCUUAAACAAGACACGCCCGGGGCCCUCCAGUUCCGACUGGCAUCCACAGACCUUGAAAACUGGAUGGACGUUAGCUUGGUGCCCGCCUUUGACGCUCUGGGUCAGCUCAGCUCCAGUGUCAAACCCAAGGCCCAGGUCUACGCCACCCUCCUCGAAAGCGGCUGCCAGAAGGGCGAGCACGCGGCCUGCUUCGCCGAGCUGCGGAGGAACUUCGUGAACACCCGGCCGGCCAAGCUGAAGAGCUUGAUCCUGCUGGUCAAGCACUGGCACCGCCAGGUGUGCCCGAAGGCGGGGCGGAACGAGAUGCCCCCUGCCUACGCCCUGGAGCUGCUGACCGUCUUCGCCUGGGAGCAGGGCUGUGGGAAGGAGGCCUUCAGCCUGGCCCAAGGCCUCCGCACCGUCCUGGGCCUGAUCCAGCAGUACCAGCACCUGUGUGUUUUCUGGACCACCAACUACAGCUGCGAGGACCCUGCAGUGAAGAAGUUCUUGCAGCGCCAGCUUGAGGGGCCCAGGCCCGUGAUCCUGGACCCGGCUGACCCCACGUGGGACGUGGGGAACGGGGCAGCCUGGCGCUGGGACCUGCUGGCCCAAGAGGCAGAGUCCUGCUAUGACCGCCCGUGUUUCCUGCAGGCCGCAGGGGGCGCUGUGCAGCCCUGGGAGGGGCCCGGCCUUCCACGCACUGGGCGCUCCGGUGUGGACCACCCCAUCCGGCGAGACCCUGCCCAGAGGACCCCCACGGGCAGCAGCAGUGUGGAUGCGGGAUGCCCCAGGGCAGGGGACAGGCGGCCCGCCUGCCCCGCUCCCGGCCCCUCGGUGGACGGCACCGCCCCCGGUACACCGGAGGGGGUCCCGGGUCUGUCUCAGGUCCCCACCAAGGAGCUGGACCGCUUUAUCCAGGACCACCUCAAGCUGAGCCCCCAGUUCCAGAAGCAGGUGAGCAAGGCCGUCGAUGGCAUCCUGGGCCGCCUCCGGGAGAACUGUGUCCACAAGGCCUCGAGAGUCGGCAAGGGGGGCUCAUUCGGCCGGGGCACAGACCUCAGGGGUGGCUGUGAUGCGGAACUCAUCAUCUUCCUCAACUGCUUCGAGGACUACAAGGACCAGGGGCCCAGGCGGGCGGAGAUCCUCGCUGAUAUGCGGGCCCAGCUGGAAUCCUGGUGGCGGGAUCCGGUCCCCGGCCUGACCCUGAACUUUUCAGAGCAGACCAUGACCGAGGCGUUGCGGUUCCAGCUGAUGUCCCCAGCCCUCGCAAGCUGGGUGGACGUGAGCCUGCUGCCGGUCUUUGAUGCCGUGGGGCAGCUCAGUGCCGGCACCAAACCGGACCCCAAGGUCUACCGGACUCUCCUGGACAGCGGCUGCCAGGACGGGGAGCACGCGGCCUGCUUCGCCGAGCUGCGGAGGAGCUUCGUGAACUCCCGUCCGGCCAAGCUGAAGAACCUGAUCCUGCUGGUCAAGCACUGGCACCGCCAGGUUGCUGCCCGGGACAAAGGAGAGCGGCCGGCCCGUGCCUCCCUGCCCCCAGCCUACGCCCUGGAGCUCCUGACCGUCUUCGCCUGGGAGCAGGGCUGCGGGAAGGACCGCUUCAACACGGCCGAAGGCCUGAGGACCGUCCUGGGGCUUGUCCAGCAGCACCGGCAGCUCUGUGUCUUCUGGACGGUCAACUACAGCUCUGAGGACCCAGCUCUCAGAGCGCACCUCCUCGGCCAGCUCCGGAAACCCAGACCCCUGAUCCUGGACCCUGCCGACCCCACCUGGAACGUGGGCCUGGGCAGCUGGGAGCUGUUGGCCCAGGAAGCGGCCGCCCUGGAGACGCAGGCCUGCUUCAUGAGCGCCGACGGGACGCCCGUGCAGCCCUGGGAUGUGAUGCCCACGCUCCUGUACCAGACCCCAGCCAGGGACCUCGACAAGUUCAUCAGUGACUUCCUCCAGCCCAACCGCCAGUUUCUGGCUCAGGUGAACAAGGCGGUUGACACCAUCUGCUCCUUCCUGAGAGAAAACUGCUUCCAGAACUCGCCCAUCAAAGUGCUCAAGGUGGUCAAGGGCGGCUCUUCCGCGAAGGGAACGGCGCUGCGAGGCCGCUCCGAUGCCGACCUGGUGGUGUUCCUCAGCUGCUUCGGCCAGUUCACCGAGCAAGGGAGCAUGCGGGCCGAGGUCAUCUCAGAGAUCCGAGCCCAGCUGGAGGUGUGUAAGCGGGCGCGGCAGUUCGAGGUGAAGUUCGACCUCCCCAAGUGGGAGAAUCCCCGCGUGCUGAGCUUCUCGCUGACGUCCCAGACGAUGCUGGACCAGAGCGUGGACUUCGACGUGCUGCCGGCCUUUGAUGCCCUCGGCCAGCUGGCCCCGGGCUCCAGGCCCCCGCCUCAAGUCUACGUGGACCUCAUCCGCAGCUACAACACCCCGGGCGAGUACUCCUCCUGCUUCACAGAGCUGCAGCGGGACUUCGUCGUCGCUCGCCCCACCAAGCUCAAGAGUCUGAUCCGACUGGUGAAACACUGGUACCGCCAGUGCAAGAAGAUGCCCAAGGGGAAGGGCUCUCUGCCCCCCCAGCACGGGCUGGAACUCCUGACGGUGUAUGCCUGGGAGCAGGGGGGGCAGGACCCCCAGUUCAGCAUGGCCGAGGGCUUUCGCACUGUCCUGGAGCUGGUCACCCAGUACCGCCAGCUCUGCGUCUACUGGACCGUCAACUACAGCCGUGAGGACCUGACCGUCAGAGAUUUCCUGGAGCAGCAGCUUCGCAAGCCCAGGCCCAUCAUCCUGGAUCCGGCAGACCCGACAGGCAACCUGGGCCCCAAUGCCCGCUGGGACCUGCUGGCCAAGGAAGCUCAGGCCUGCAUAUCCUCCCUGUGCUGCAUAGGCAGAGAUGGCACCCCCAUCCAGCCGUGGCCAGUGAGGAGCAAACCCACCCGGCGCAUGCAGGGGGCACGCCUGACCUCCAGUGCAGUCACGGUGUCCCUCUCAGUCCAGGACCAGCACGGAAAACAGAAAGCACUCCGGAAUCGGAAGUGGAAAGGGAUUCCGUCCAACCCUGGACCGGCGGGAGGAGGCUGGGGCCACCUGGAUGCUAGUUUCGUUAUUGGACCACCGCGGCUGGAUCAGAGGACGCUGCUGCUCUGCCCACCGCCUCCCCCACAAACUGUCGCCCCGGCAGGCAGGCAGCCAGCAGCAGCAAUGAGCAACUGGCUAUCCGCAGCAAUGGGCAACUGGCUAUCCUGGCUGUCCGGCGCCUGCCCAGAAACGGUGUACUCGGUACCUGCUCAGAAACUGGAUGAGUAUAUCCAGACCUCACUGAGGCCGACUGCAGACUGUCAGAGACAGAUCGAUGAGGCCGUGGACACCAUCUGUGCCACCCUGCAGGAAGCCACGGAGCCUCCCACGGUGAUAGAUGUCGCCAAAGGUGGCUCCUACGGCCGGAAAACGGUCUUAAAGGGCAACUCCGAUGGUACCCUUGUCAUCUUCAUCAGUGACCUUGAAAAAUUCCAGGAUCAGAAGGAAAACCAACGUGAAAUCCUCGACAAAAUCUGGGAGCGGCUGAGAGCUUGUCAGCUCGAAAGGAAGCUGACAGUCAAGAUGGAGAUGCAGAGGUCCUAUGUUGGCCUCACCAUCCGGCUGUCCACACGAUGGCAGAGCGUCACUUUUGACGUGCUGCCCGCCUUCGAUGCUCUGGACUUGAGCGGCAAGCCCAGCCCCUCGACCUAUCGAGACCUCAAAAGAGCCUUGGACCAGACAAAAGCCAGCCCCGGUGAAUUCUCCGUCUGCUUCACAAAACUCCAGGAGGAUUUUUUUAACAACCAUCCCAGGAAGCUAAAGGAUUUGAUCCUCUUGGUAAAGGCCUGGCAUCGACAGUGCCAGAAACUGUGGGGGGAUCAAUCCCUGCCACCCUCGUAUGCUCUAGAGCUGCUCACCGUCUAUGCCUGGGAAGAGGGGUGUAGAGAGGAAGACUUUGACGUAGUUCAAGGCCUCAGAACUGUCCUAGAGCUCAUCGAGCAGCGGGAGCAGCUGUGUGUCUAUUGGACAGUCAACUACAACUUUGAGGAUGAGACCGUCCGGAACGUCAUGCUGAACCAGAUCCGAUCAUCAAGGACAGUCAUCUUGGAUCCAACUGACCCCACCAAUAUGAUGAGCAACGAUGAGACGUGCUGGCGACUGCUAAAAGCAGAAGCUCAAAACUGGUUAUUGUCUCUCAGCCUGAGAGGGUCACCUGGACCAUCUUGGAAUGUUCUGCCAGCACCGCUCCAUGAGACCCCAGGCCACCUUCUGGAUAAAUUCAUCAAGGACUUCCUCCAGCCCACGAAAACUGUCAACAUUCAGAUCAAGACAGCUGUUGGCAUCAUCUCGAAGUUCCUUAAAGAAAUCUGCUUUCGGCAUUCAGCUACAAAGGUCCAGAAGCCCAUCAAGGCAGGGUCCGUCGGCAAAGGCACCGCCCUCAGGACCGGCUCUGACGCCGACCUCGUCGUGUUCGUGAACUCGCUGACAAGCUUCCCCUCCCAGAAAGCCGAGCGCUACAACGUCAUCAAGGAAAUCAAACAGCAGCUGGAAGCCCACCAGCAGCAAGUGACCGCCCAGGACGUGGAAGUGACGUUUGAGAUUUCCAAAUGGGAGGCUCCCAGGGUGCUGAGCUUCUCUCUGAAAUCCAAACAUCUCAACGGGAGCGUUGACUUCGAUGUGCUGCCGGCAUUUAAUGCGCUGGAGAAGCUGGGACCUCUCUGGAAAGUCUACACCAAGCUCAUCGCUCAGUACGAACAGCACGCGGACACCCCGGGGGGCGAGUUUUCUGCCUGCUUCACAGAGCUGCAGCGAGACUUCGUCAGCUCCCGGCCCACCAAGCUAAAGGGUUUACUCCGCCUGGUGAAACACUGGUACAAGCAGUGUGAAAGGAGACUGGAGAAAAAGGGGUCACUGCCCCCCAAGUACGCCUUGGAGCUGCUCACCAUCUACGCCUGGGAGCAGGGCAGCGGGGCCACAAGUUUUGACACCGCCCAAGGCUUCCGGACGGUCCUGGAGCUGGUCACCCGCUAUCAGCAGCUCUGUGUCUUCUGGACGGUCAACUACAGCUUCGAGAAUGAGACUGUGAGGAACUUCCUGCUGAAGCAGCUCCAGAGACCCAGGCCGGUCAUCUUGGACCCGGCCGAUCCCACCGGCGACGUGGGUGGAGGGAACCGCUGGUGCUGGCAUCGUCUGGCGAACGAAGCUGCCGAAUGGCUGUCCUCCUCCCUCUGCUUCAAGGACGGAACUGGAGGUCCCGUCCCAUCGUGGAAAGUGCCGACGGUGCAGACACCGGGAAGCUGUGGGGCUGGUGUCAGUCCUGUCAUCAACGAGAUGUUCUCGUACAGAAGGCGCAGAAUCCUAGACUGAAAAUGCUCGGAGAAACCUCGAGGUCACCUGACAAGUGCUUUUGAAGAAUCAGCUCACUGUGUAAACGCGUAUCCCAGAUCCCUUCUCCCCACCCCCCACCCCCAAACGCCUUCCCUGGUUUCUUGGACGCCUCUUCAAAUCAAGACUGCCAGGUCCUUCCCAGAAAGUCUCGGACGCUCUCGCCUUGCUGGGCUCUCACUCCGUGAGUGGCCUGCUUUAUUAAAAGUGUUUGCUCUCAUCCGUAUUUUUCCCAUUAGCUCCUCCUUUUUCCUUCAAGUUUUAGAAGCGGAUCCUCUCCAUCUUCUGAGCGUGAAGCUCUUGACCUGCCCCUUGGUUGCCAUAAGUCAGUGAUCUUGCUUUCAUAAUCUCCCACCUCACCCGCCUCCCUCUGGGCGCAAGCCCUGCCUGUGCCUGCUGAUCGGAGGCCUCCUAAGCCAGUAGUAAAUCAGCCUCUUCAAGAUCUCAAACUCUCCUAAGCCUUGGAUUACAACGUUUGAGAAAUAUUUAUCUCCUGUUUCCUCCUUCUGAGCCUACCCUAGUCCCCCACCCAUGAGUAUCUUCUUGCCAAAUCUAAAGGCUCUAUCCUCUGGCUUUUUCUUCAAAGGUACUUGAAGAUCUAAGUGUUUUAACCUCAUAUGUAUCCUCUGAAAGUCUUAUUACUGUCAUGUAUGCCAACUGCCAUGUAGUAAACGAAAAUUCUGGCCCUGGCUCAGUGGUUAGAGCGUAGGCCCUCAGACCAAAGGGUCGUGGGUUCGGUUCCCAGUCAAGGGCACGUACCUUUGUUGAAGGUUCCCCACCCCUGGGGCAUGUGUGGGAGGCAACCAAUCGACGUGUCUCUCUCCAAUGUUUCUCUCUCUCCUCCUCCUCCCUCCCUUCCACUUUUUCUAGAAAUCAGUGGGAAGAAGAUCCUCGGGUGAGGAUUAAAAACAAACAAAAAAGAACAUGUCUGGUCUUUACCCCUAGUUCCUAGCACAGAGUUUCAAAACCCUUGCAGUUUCCUAUAGGAGCGUCUUGCAUUCAUAAUGAGCCCCUGCCAGCCAGCCAGGAGUUUAUGCUCAUGAGGUCUGGCCUCUUACAUUUCAACGGAGGGGUUGGCCAUGACAGAAAGAGGAAGCCAGAAAUUAGAGGAUUGAACUCCCAAGAGGAGAGAGGGUUGGAGACUGAGCUCAAGCAUGUGGCCAAGGAUUGAAUCAAUCCUGCCUCUCUGAUGAAACCCAAUAGAAACUCUGGGCGGCCAGGCUUGAGCAGCUUCCUGGCCGGUAAAUGCAUCGAUGUCUUGAGAAGAUGGCACAUCCUGACUCCACGGGACAGAAGCUCCUGUGCCCAAGACCCUUCCAGACCUCACCCCAAUGUUCCUCUUCACCUGGCUAUUCCUCAGUGCCCUUGACAGUAAAACGGUGACUGCAGGUAGAAUGCUUUCCUG
Molecule: messenger RNA, 7245 nt
Organism: Myotis daubentonii (Daubenton's bat)
Lineage: Eukaryota; Metazoa; Chordata; Mammalia; Chiroptera; Vespertilionidae
Gene: OAS3
Product: 2'-5'-oligoadenylate synthetase 2
Exons: 27
Coding region: 105-5822 (1905 amino acids)
Biological process (GO): negative regulation of viral genome replication; regulation of ribonuclease activity; defense response to virus
Cellular component (GO): cytosol; nucleoplasm; membrane
Molecular function (GO): double-stranded RNA binding; 2'-5'-oligoadenylate synthetase activity
Source: RefSeq, a predicted model, not a curated record